Molecule: messenger RNA, 2009 nt
Organism: Engraulis encrasicolus (European anchovy)
Lineage: Eukaryota; Metazoa; Chordata; Actinopteri; Clupeiformes; Engraulidae
Gene: nanos3
Product: nanos homolog 3
Exons: 1
Coding region: 323-1222 (299 amino acids)
Biological process (GO): negative regulation of translation; oogenesis
Cellular component (GO): perinuclear region of cytoplasm
Molecular function (GO): mRNA binding; zinc ion binding
Source: RefSeq, a predicted model, not a curated record
GAUAAGCUAUUGGCAUUCAAUUCUGCUCAGCUCAGACAUUUAUCUCACCUAGAACUAAACUCGCCUUUAACUCCAAGAAGGCGCAAGUGGUUUUGUUUGGGCAGUCACAAGACCACAGACACGCAGCAAGUGUUACAUUGUAGCUUUCAACCCCCCUCUUUUUGGCACAAGUUGGAUUAGUCUGCCACACUUUGGCCACGCGGGCGGAGCGUGCAAUUAAAACACAAGUUUUUUUGUCUCUUUCAAGUCUGUUUUCCCUUGUUGGCGCCUGUUUGAGUGGAAAAGCGAGCGAGAGAGAGCAGGGCAGAGCAGUGGAGACGCCAUGGUUUGUGUGAGUAUUUGUCACGACAAGUCCCCCUUCGGACGCAUGGAUCGCCCCUGUAGCAGCAAGACGGACUUCCAGCCUUGGCGAGACUACAUGGGCCUGGCUGAGGCAGUCCGUGCCAUCUGCUUGGGGGAGCCCCCAAGUUCGUCUCCCGGUGUUGAGCACCUGUUGAACGGAGAGGAGGAUGGCCCCAAGCCCCCGCUGGUGCACCGCCGCCACCACCGCCACCACCAGCAGCAGUGUCCAAGUCAAACGCUGGGAGAAGCCAUCCUGCGCGGCUGCAGGUCCGCUUCGCUGAUUGCGCGCAGGGUCGCCUCGCCAAAACGAGCUAUCCAGCCGCCUCCGCGCUUCGCUGCCAAGGCGGGGGCUCAGGGUCAAACACCACCCAGAGCCGCGAAGGAGAGCCAGGGGCAGCCGCAAAGAUCCAAGGAGACCCAGGGGAAAAUGCCUAGAUCCAAGGAGACUCAGGCACUGGCGCCCAGAGCCAAGGCGGUCCAGGCUCUAGUCCAGGGACCACCACCAACACCCCCACCCCCACCCCGAGGCAAGGACAGCCAGGGACCACCACCACCACCCAGAGCCAAGGAGCGCAAGAAGCCACAGCAUGCGCUGCCCACACCUCAGCAGGAGCCUCAGCCAGCGGCCACCGUGACUCCCAAUCACCGGGGGGAGUCGCCACCAUCUCCUCCUCGGAUGUUCUGCAGCUUCUGCAAGCACAACGGAGAGUCGGAGGACGUCUACAGCUCGCACUGGCUCAAGGAUCCGAGCGGGGACGUGUUGUGCCCCUUCCUGCGCAGCUACGUGUGCCCCACGUGCGGGGCCACGGGCUCCCGUGCGCACACCAAGCGCUUCUGCCCCCUCGUCGACAGCACCUACAGCUCGGUGUACACCAAGUAAACCGCUGAGUGGUGGAUAGAAAGUCUUCAACCGCCUUGCACUCUGCCGUUUAGCCUGUCAAGGUAAACUUCUCGAAGUUUAUUGGGUAAGGUGGUGAAACAUUAUUUUAACCCCCCCCCUUAUUUUAAUAUUAUUUGCAUUAGAUGUUCGUGUUGUUGAUGAGCAGUACCCAGGUGUAAGGACUCAGUUUGGUUUUGAUAACGGGUUUGUGUGUGCGCCUGUUUCGCUUUCUCUUUGUUUUUGUAUUUGAAUAUUUAAUUUGCAUGCGCACUUUUGUCUUUUGCUGUGUUAUUUUUUUUAUCACCAUUUGUGUGUGAUCUAUUAUUGAAGAUUUAUUUCCCUAUUUAUUUUAUUGUUUGAGCGUAGCUUAGUUUUUCUUCACUGUGUGUGUUGGUCACCCAAACCUGUGGUCGCUACCAAACUUUUUUUGUUUUGCUUUUUAACUUUUCCAUACUGCGUGCCAAAAAAUAGCGCCCCUUCAUAGACAGUAGGACUCAUCAACCCAGUCGCUGUCAACAUCAGCAUGAUCUGUUUAGAAUUUUAUAAUUUCUGUGUAGAUGGACAUUCAUCAUAAUUAACCCUGUGUCUCUAUGAAUCAUUCUAAGCCUCCCCCCACUAACCAUGAAUACCGUGAAAGCAGCAUCCUGGUUGUGACUGCAAUACUUUUUAAUGCCUUUUUAUUAUUUAAGGCGUUUGCAUGCUUGUAGCUAUUAUUGUUUGUGUUUGUUAGCAUUCUUUUAAUUGUGCAACACUUUGACAUUAAUCCUGUAAAGAAAAAUAAUGCAUG